Paramuricea clavata is the source of this 827-nucleotide messenger RNA. The record is from the annotation of a GenBank genome assembly. Lineage: Eukaryota; Metazoa; Cnidaria; Anthozoa; Malacalcyonacea; Plexauridae.
AAGCAACGACGAUGCAAAGAUAUAGUGAAUGUAAGUUUUGCUGGUGUACACAUAAUUUAUGUAAUAAUGUAAAUAUUUUUGCCCUAGGGGACGAGACUAGUCAUAUUGAUUGCCACACUCUAUUCUUCUUAGUCAGCUGUAGCAGAUACUUCGUGAAAUAUUGGGGGUGGGGGACAUCAUCACAUGACCACCCUCUGUAGCUGGAAAUCUCAAUUAUGUAAUCUUCUUUGCCUUAAAUUUCACGCAAUAUAUAGCUUGAUUGAAAAAUUCGUGGUUAAAAAAUUAUUGUUACAGCUUGAUUACAGUUAUUGAGCUAUCAUUCGAAUGCUUUCAGAAAUUAUUGAGGGAGAGGGGGUGAGCCCCACUCCUCCCGGUCCGCCACUGUUACUCAGUUGUUCCUUUAUUUCUGUGUGAUAUGCUACACCCGGACUUUUAUGUACUUAAAACAUAGAAAUUUUAGCAUUCCUACCUUUAAAAGUAUAUUAAAUAAAUGUUUCCUAUAACAUGUGUAGUGAAAUAUUCAACCUAUUUUGUUACUGAUGGGAAAUAUCCUUUCAUUUCAGAUGAAGACCUACGACCAACAAAUCCUACAACAUCGCCAAGAUAAGAGUAUAACACAAGUAUUAUCAAGGUAAGAGAAAAUCAAAAUUAAUGCCAGAGGUUUUUAACCGUUUCUUAUUAAAACCCGAAAACCCCAAAAAUUUUGGAUAAAAUAACUGUUUCAAAUAAAUCGGUUUAUUUAUCCUUCAAGGAAAAGAAAUUUUACAUCAAGCCGCUUCCUACGAGCUUGUACGGAGAGAAGACAAAUGCGAAGUGAAGACAACUAG